Molecule: messenger RNA, 1492 nt
Organism: Talaromyces stipitatus ATCC 10500
Lineage: Eukaryota; Fungi; Ascomycota; Eurotiomycetes; Eurotiales; Trichocomaceae
Product: LysR family regulatory protein, putative
Exons: 2
Coding region: 1-1488 (495 amino acids)
Source: RefSeq, a predicted model, not a curated record
AUGGGCCUCUUUUCAUCUAGUAGACCAGCACCUGAAACCGUCCCGAGUGACCGUAUAAUCCCCCUCAGUCUCUGGGAUGACCAGGAUUAUGCACGUGCAAUCAGCCUUGAUAUCACCCUCACAUUUAACGACGUGCUAGACCCAGAGAAGCUACGGGAUUCUCUAGACAUCCUUCUGCGAAAGAAAGGAUGGCAGAAAUUUGGUGCAAGGUUGAGACGAAAUAAGGACAAAAAAUUAGAAUAUCACAUUCCCGAGCAGUUCGACGAGAAGCGCCCUGCGUUCCUGUUUAGCAUAGAAAGGCACGACAUGACUCUAGCAGAGCAUCCUCAACUUUCAGCGUAUGCUUUUGGAGAGCUUGACAAACCCACAUUACUUGGCCCCUUUGACCCUGUACGCCCAUAUCUACGUGCUGCAAACGCCCCCGAGCGUCUGGAUGACUGGCUCUACUCUGAUUCCCCCCAAUUAGCAGUCCACGUGGUCGUACUCAAAGAUAUGACCUUCGUGACAGUAACUUUUAUACAUCUACUCAUGGACGCUAUGGGAUUUACGGCGCUCUUGAGAGGCUGGACUGCUGUUCUACGCGGCCGAGAAGAUCAGAUUCCCCCGAUUGUGGAUGUCGAUGAGGAUCCUCUCGCGACUAUUCAUCAGAUGACACCUGCGUCUAGAUACGUACUUGCAGAUCGCUUACUGAAAGGUUGGGGAUUCAUUCUAUUUGUGAUCCAGUAUCUCUUCGAACUGCUCUGGUGGCGUCGAGAUGACGAGCGAUUGAUCUUCGUGCCAAAGAAAUAUCUGAAGGAAUUGCGCGAUUCUGCCCUUGCCGAACUCAACGACAGUCCCUCGCAAGAUACAAAACCACCAUUCAUCAGUGAAAGUGAUGUCCUUCUUUCAUGGUGGACGCGUGUUUUUAUCAAGGCACUCAAUCCAUCACCCAACAAACCGAUCACUCUGAUGAAUGUAUUCGACAUCCGUGGUAUCCUUGCAGAUAUGGGUCUUCUUCCUACAGCGGAUACGGCAUUGAUUGCCAACGUAACUUGGGGUACAAUUACCUUGGUAACUGCAGGGGAAAUUGUCACCAAGCCUCUCAGCCAUUUAGCUUCCCGGAUUCGACAUGCAAUUGAUACCCACCGUACCCCUGAACAAGUCCAAGCUAUCGCAGCCAUGCAUAGAGAGGCCCUAGAAAAGACCGGUCAGCCAGCCCUAUUUGGCGAUGCAGGAACCAUGCUUUUCACUUGUUCAAACUGGCAUAAGGGAAAGCUAUUUCAAAUGGACUUCUCGCCAGCAGUAAUCAAAACAAAUCCCUUUCAAUCUGGGCGGGCAAACCUCCCAGGCAGACCUUUACUGGUUUCCGCCACGGGAAAAUUUGUUGGAUUUUCCGCUCGCAAUUCGCUUGCUGUUAUGGGUAAAGAUGCUGCUGGCAAUUGGUGGAUGAAGAACGUCUUACGGACCAGCCUGUGGAGUCGUAUUGAGGAACAAUUUGGUACGACAUGAUUUC